UUUGGGAGACAGAAACCCUCCGCAGCACAUGUUGCGGUGUCUCUCAGUCUCCAGCUUCACACUGCUAAGCUGGCAAGAUGGCGUCGGAACCGACCAAGGCUGAAAUUCUUACAGUUUUUAAAAGACUGCGCUCGAUUCCCACCAACAAGGCCUGCUUUGACUGCGCUGCUAAGAACCCGAGCUGGGCCAGCAUUUCUCACGGGGUUUUCCUUUGCAUCGACUGCUCAGGGAUCCAUCGUUCUCUGGGCGUCCACCUGAGCUUCAUUAGAUCCACAGAGUUGGACUCUAACUGGAGCUGGUUUCAGCUGAGAUGUAUGCAGGUUGGAGGAAAUGCCAAUGCGAUGGCUUUUUUCCGUCAGCAUGGCUGCACUACCAACGACACCAACGCGAAGUACAACAGCCGUGCGGCGCAGAUGUACCGGGAGAAGAUCAGACAGCUAGCCAGUGCAGCGCUCUCCAAAUACGGCACUGAUCUAUGGAUCGAUAAUUCAGGAAACACCCCGACCCCAGCACCAGAGAAGAAAGAGACUGAUUUCUUUGACGAACACACUCAGGCUGGCAACAGUUGGGACAUGGCCUCUCCUUCACUCUCAGAGCAGAACGGAAUGGUCACCAUUACUCCUCAGCUGGAGCAGGACGGCCCCAAAGUGUCAGAGUCUGUUUCCACCCUACUUGAGGAAGGACCCAGCAUUGAGGGACUGACCACGGAUGCAAAAGCCACUAUAGACAACUCGAUGAGAUUGGCGUCUGACGAGCCACAGCCUCUUAAAGAAGCGAGACCUUCCAUUAUUGGAAAGAAGAAGCCGGUUGCUGCAAAGAAAGGGCUCGGGGCUAAAAAGGGUCUUGGGGCCCAGAAAGUGAGCAGCAAGAGCUUCAGUGAGGUGGAGAAGCAAGCACAGGUGGCCGAAAAGCUGCGAGAGGAGCAGGCUGCCGAGGCUAAGAAACAGGCCGAGGAGUCAAUUGUGGCCUCAAUGCGCCUGGCCUACAAAGAGCUGGAGAUUGACAGGAAGAUGGAAGAGAAGAGGCUGCAGAACCUGGAGGGGAAGAAGAGGGAGCAGGCUGAGAGGCUUGGCAUGGGCUUAGGAACCAGGAGUGUUGUGUCACACUCUGUGAUGUCAGAGAUGCAGGUGAUUGAGCAGGAGACCCCCGUGAACUCAAAGUCCUCCUCUCGCUCCAGACUGGACAUGUUUGAUGAGCCUGGGUUUACCUCCGGACCACCAAAGUACAAGGACAACCCCUUCACUACAGGAGACAGCUUUGGCUCACGGUGGGAUUCGGAUUCAGGCUCCGCCUCCUUCUCCUCCUCCUGGGCUCUAGAGAAGGAGGAGCCCAAAGAGACUGAAGUCACCAUCUCCAGCAUCCAGCCAAUUGGGGAAAGGUUGCCCAGCAGAAGGAAGCCGGACGCUUCUGUGCACGUCGCAGAAUCCAGCGAGGCACGGCAGAAGUUUGCUAAUGCUAAAGCGAUCUCGUCUGACAUGUUCUUCGGCCGUGAGAGCAAUGCUGAGUAUGAGGCCAAGGCUCGCCUGGAGGCCAUGUCCAGCAGCACAUCUAUUAGCUCUGCUGAUCUGUUUGGAGAGGGAAGCAGCCGCUCUUCAGGGGCAUCAGGAUUUGACAGUGUGCUUCCCUCUGGACCGGAUAUGGCCCAGUUUAAGCAGGGCGUGAAGACGGUGGCUGGAAAAAUGGCCGUGCUGGCUAACGGGGUUAUGAACACCAUUCAGGACCGCUAUGGCUCCUACUGACAAGAAUGCAUGAUUUGAACAGGAAAGGAAAUGACAUCAAACAGGACAUACCACACUGCUGACUGGAUCAGGCUUUGUUUUUUUUUUUUUUCCUCUAAUGCAUUGUACCUGAAGCACAGAGGGAGAUAAUUCAGAAACAGAAAGAAAAGGAGGAGACGGCACAACGCAGGACCUCCUUAUCUCUUCUCCCAGUCUGCCUACAGGCCUUUGUAGAUUCUCUCACACACACUCUGACUGACAGUAUUUCAGUUUUCUUUCUUUUUGGAAAUGUUUUUUUUUUAUUUUCCUCAAAGAUAUAGAAAGUGUGUUUUUCAGAACCACAGUGCUUUCUGUUGAAACUAACCAUGCUGGCUUUUUUUAUGCCAUAUUUCUGGUCUGAGAUUUCAUAGAAUUGAUUUAAGUAUUCUCUAUGAAAUAUGUAUAACCAAACUUAUCCUUAGCUCUUCAAUGUUUUCAUCGCUUUUUUUGUAUUUAAGUGGUAUUAUAUUCUUCAUGGGCAUGUGCAUUCAUGAUUAGUACAUUCACCUCACACAGAAAGGGAACCAAGAUGGUUUUUUUUUAGUUCAUUUGGAAGUCUGUGGUCCAGUGACUGACUAAAAAUAGAUAUUGCCCUAAACUGAAUGAGAGAGGUAGCUCUAGUUCGGGUUCUACCAAUUUGAGAUGGUUCGAAUGUUAAUUAGGACGAAGAAUGAGCUGAUGUGCAAUAUGUCACCCUCGUUUGUGAAGGUGGACACAUCGGAUUUUACUGUCUGAAAACCAUUUUGAAAAACGUUGCGGUUUUGUGAUACUUCUCCAAGCAUGCUCGUUCAGGCCCGUGAUCGUAAACCUCCUUUCAAAGCCUCAAAACAAACCUCGAGUUGUCAUACUUUUAACAAGCUGCAGAUCUUAUCGAUGCAGGAAUCAGAUUCACAGACAUGAUGAGGCAUCUGCAGCUGCUUACAUGUGCAUCAGUUCUUAGACUGGUGUGAAUUUUAAUGAUUUAAAUAGGAUUAAAAAGAACUGAAUAAUUUUGACAAAUCCUUAUGUGAUCCUUCCUGAUACAUGCAUUACAAAAGGUGUUUUUUUUUUUCCCCCUUUUCGAUUAAAACUUGACUGUGUUAAGGAGUUAUCUGUGUGCUCUUGAGAAAAAUCUCAACUUCCAUUCUUGAAAUUUGUCUGCCUGUCCCUUUGUGUGAAAUUAAAAAAAAAAAAAUAAAGGAUGUUAAUUCGACUUCACCUGAAAA
Molecule: messenger RNA, 2962 nt
Organism: Pangasianodon hypophthalmus (striped catfish)
Lineage: Eukaryota; Metazoa; Chordata; Actinopteri; Siluriformes; Pangasiidae
Gene: arfgap2
Product: ADP-ribosylation factor GTPase activating protein 2
Exons: 17
Coding region: 78-1739 (553 amino acids)
Biological process (GO): COPI coating of Golgi vesicle
Molecular function (GO): GTPase activator activity
Source: RefSeq, a predicted model, not a curated record